AUGGCUACUAUAAAGCAGAUUGAUGGACGCACGGUUCAUCAAAUCCAGUCCGGGCAGGUUAUCGUUGAUCUUUGCUCUGUUGUUAAAGAACUGGUGGAGAACAGCGUUGAUUCAGGCGCAACAAGCAUAGAUGUUCGCUUCAAGAAUCAAGGACUUGAUCUCAUCGAGGUGGCCGACAAUGGAUCUGGCAUUGCCCCUGACAACUAUCCUUCAGUGGCUCUCAAACACCACACCUCAAAGCUUUCAUCGUACUCUGAUAUAGCCACAUUGGAGACGUUUGGGUUCCGUGGCGAAGCUUUGGCUUCCUUGUGUGCUCUGUCCACUGUUAGCAUCACGACUUGUCAGCAAGGCGAGGCUCCUAAGGGGACCAAACUCAGCUUCGACCCGUCUGGAAAGCUAAGCGGGACAGCUGUGGUUGCAGCCUCAAAAGGCACCACCGUCUCUGUUGAGAGUCUAUUUCACAACUUACCUGUUCGUCGUCGUGAACUUGAACGUAACAUCAAACGAGAAUGGAACAAAGUAAUCGCUCUCCUUAACCAGUAUGCCUGUAUCCAAACCAACAUGAAGUUCUCUGUAUCUCAGCAACCUUCAAAGGGAAAGAGAGUGCAGAUGUUUUCAACAAAGGGUAACCCUACAACGAGGGAAAACAUCAUCAAUAUCUUUGGAGCAAAAACCAUGACGGUUCUGGUACCGCUCGACUUAUGUCUCGAGAUGCAACCUUCUACUGUCAGUCCGGCUCUACGAGUUGAAUCUGACAAUGAUUCUACAUCCAAAGAAGUCCGUGUUGUGGGCCACGUUUCCCGACCUUCUCAUGGAGAUGGGCGCCAAACCCCAGAUCGCCAAAUGUUCUUCGUGAACGGCAGGCCCUGUGGCUUACCCCAGUUUGCAAAAGCAUUCAACGAAGUGUACAAAUCUUACAAUAACACGCAAACACCUUUUAUUCUAGCUGAUAUUCAGCUCGAUACCCACAUGUACGAUGUCAAUGUCAGUCCUGAUAAAAGAAGUAUAUUGUUACAUGAUCAAAAUCAACUCCUUGAUAACCUGCGCACUUCACUCACGGAUCUCUUCGAUUCCCAAGACUACACGGUCCCUACAUCUCAGCUUAUGCCAUUCAAGAGUCGUACUGAGACGACACCAAGCGUCAACACACCUUUCAAACCCCUUCAUGUCACUCCUAGAAAGGCGCCUGAUAAUUCACAUUCCAAUCGUGGAUCGGAUGAUGAGAAUAGCAGUGAAGACACACCACCAUCAAGGGUGCCUUCUGGUGCUGCAAGAAGGGUUGGCGCUUCAAGGUCAUUGGAAAUAAAUGCCAGUAGUCAGAAUCUUAUCAGUGGGUGGAUUGAGAGGAAGUCGACCAAGAGGUCAGAAAGCCGAGGCUACCAAGCACCGAAUGUAGCAGAUGCAACUCCUUCUGCCAUACGAGGUGAACCGAGCCUAUUUGUCAGGAGUCCUUCACCACCAUCAGAACCUGAUGAAAAUGAUAUCAAAAAAUCACUGCCUGUUCGAGAUUUCAACAAACAGCUCAAAGCAAAAUCUGUCAUCAAAGAUAAUUCUUCUGUUGCACCAGCCAUUCCUGCUAUUUUGGCUGAGAGAGAACCUCAGAUACCUGCAACGACACCUUUGAGACGAGAGCAACCCGAGACUACACAUACUAGUCCGAGCAAAACGCCCCGGACCAGGACGAUACCAGAGACGACUGUCAUCAUAGGAGAUGAAGUAUUGGAAACGGUCGCAAAUAACACUGAUGACGAAGAUGAACAAGCAGGUGUUGCUACUGACGACGAUAUGGAGGUUGACGACCCAAAGCCCUCUUUCGGGAGUACUUUGACGCAAAGAUUUGCAGCUGGGCGUAGAAAGACAGACACGGAGAAGCCUUCCAUCAAAGAAACGGGUGCCAAUGUGUCUGACGAUUCGAUAGCCUCGGAAUCUGAUAGCGAAGAAGCAGACAGUGACAUUUCUACCACAGGUGCAGAUGAAGAUAAGAAUACUGUUCCCGAAGUAACUAUGCCACGACCCGACGAUCAGGCAACGGAAGAACCAAGAGCACAGAAUGUUUCGCCGGAUAGUACUCCAUCCCCAAAACCAGACGCAACUGCCAUCAUGGACCACAGGAUUCAAGCUUCCAAGUCUAGUGUACGAAAGAAGGAUUCCACGGCUCAGCUUCUCCAGACUUUACAGACGAGCGAGAGCCUCAUAAAAUCAGAGUUGAAAUCUUGGGCAAACGGUCUUCCCUCGGAUGGAGACGUCGAGGGUGACGAGGAUGAGGUGACGGAUCUUGCUGCUGCUAAUGCGGAAGACAAGCUGUCUCUCACCAUAGCUCGCAAAGACUUCUUGAGAAUGAGAAUAGCGGGCCAAUUUAAUAUGGGCUUUAUCAUUGCAAGCCGUCCAGCGAGUGUGAGGCCGGGCGAAGAACUCGAAGCCGCCGAUAACGAUGAGUUGUUUAUCAUUGACCAGCAUGCAACGGAUGAGAAGUACAAUUUUGAGAGACUGCAAGAGAUCCAAACAGUACAAUCUCAGCGGCUGGUUCACCCCAAAAGGCUCGAGUUGACAGCUCUUGAGGAAGAGAUUGUAUUACAGAAUAUCCCUGCAAUCGAGGCCAACGGGUUCAAAGUACAUGUGGACAUGAGUGGAGAUGAACCCGUGGGCUCACGUUGCGAAGUGCUUGCCCUCCCCAUGAGCCGCGAGGUAACCUUCUCACUCGCUGACUUCGAGGAGCUCAUAGCAUUGCUUGGUGAAGAAUCGUCAGAGUCAAGGCAUAUUCCUCGCCCAUCCAAGCUUUAA
Molecule: messenger RNA, 2781 nt
Organism: Fusarium poae
Lineage: Eukaryota; Fungi; Ascomycota; Sordariomycetes; Hypocreales; Nectriaceae
Exons: 4
Coding region: 1-2781 (926 amino acids)
Biological process (GO): mismatch repair
Cellular component (GO): MutLalpha complex
Molecular function (GO): ATP binding; mismatched DNA binding; ATP-dependent DNA damage sensor activity
Source: RefSeq, a predicted model, not a curated record